AUGACAGAGACAUCACCCACAGCCCCUCGAGUCUCCGUAGCCAUAAUCGGGGCCGGCAUAGGAGGUUUAACCCUCGGCGCAUUUCUGCACCGACUGGGAAUCUCCUUCAUUAUACUCGAACGCACCGCCGUCCUCACCCCGCAGGGCGCCGGCAUUUCUCUGGCCCCGAACUGUCUCGCCGCGCUCCACCAGCUGGGUCUCUACGACAAGAUCAAGCACAACGCGCAGGAACUUCUCGGGGUCCGCGUCUACCGCGAGAAGGCCUGCUGGGGAACCAUCGACUUCGGACUCGCAGAGCGCUGGUUCGGGUAUAAUGUGCUGUCCAUUGAGCGGCACGAGUUCCAUGGGUAUCUGUACGAGGCGGCGGGGGGCGAGCAGGUGGUGAAGCUCGGCUGGAAUGUCGCUGACAUCGAGAACAUUGAAGGUCAUGAUGGCCCGCUCCGAGUUCUCGGCGACGACGGGCGAGAAGUGCAUGCUGAUAUCGUGGUUGGGGCGGAUGGAAUACGCAGUGUGACGAGGCGGACCCUAUCUCGAUCAAUUGGUCUACAGCCGGAGAAUACAAUCCGGUUCACGGGCCGCGUGCACAUGUCCGGCUACACCCAGCCCCUGACGCAUCUCUCCACGGACGAUCUGGGCAUCGCGCACUGGAUGCUGUACAACGACUGCAUUCUCACCACCUGGCCGUGUAAGGAGAACCGUCAAUGGUUCAUCGGGGUUAAGACCGUUGAUCGUGACGCGAAGAACCCUGACCGGUCUGUGUGGAAGGGCGCAACGCCCGAGACGGUGAACGGCGUGUAUGGUGGCAAGUUCCACCCGUUUGGGAAGGACACCAGUGUCGAAGCCAUUGUGAAUUCGUCCGAGCGCGUCGUUGCAAGCAAUGUCUUCGAGGAGGCGGAUUUCCCACACAUGGUUCGUGGCCGUGUUGCUCUUCUCGGUGAUGCCGCGCACUCCAUGACAUCGUUCUUCGGGCAGGGCGCCUGUCAAGCAAUCGAAGACGCCGUCGUACUAGCAGACUCCAUCUCUUUAUAUCUCCAAGCAGGCGACAAAACCGCCCUAGAGACCUACGCCCGCGUGCGCGAGAAGCGCGCACACGAUGUCGCCUCGUUCUCGGCGCGGUAUGCCCGCCUACAUACAGCAUCCUGGCCUAGAGCCGUCGCUGGGAAAGUGCUGCGGGCGAUUAUAUAUCGCAUGCUGCCGAGCGCGGGCUGGAUGUGGUAUUUGACUUGGUUGUAUGGCUUUCAGCCUGUUUCAAGAAGGUUGGAGGCUAUGCUCAAGGAGCAAUAG
Molecule: messenger RNA, 1284 nt
Organism: Aspergillus puulaauensis
Lineage: Eukaryota; Fungi; Ascomycota; Eurotiomycetes; Eurotiales; Aspergillaceae
Product: FAD-dependent oxidoreductase
Exons: 6
Coding region: 1-1284 (427 amino acids)
Molecular function (GO): FAD binding; monooxygenase activity
Source: RefSeq, a predicted model, not a curated record